CUGCGUUUAGGCACCCGUAGUAGUGACGCAACAGUCUCGCAAGAUGAGACUUGUGACGUUGCUAUUCGCUGUCCGGCAGAAGCCAAGGAGCUAGACGUUAACGGAGUUGCGGGACGUUUAAGCAACGAUCUGGGACUGCGGACUUUGUUAAGAAUACCGGAACUGUCGGGCGGUAUGGGGGCCGGCUUUAAGAAGCAGCGGGCGAGCUGGCUGUCCUAAGGAUGAGCUAACUAGGAAGGGACAUUAGAAAAUAAAGCAAUGUUCGGGAGGUCGAAAAGCUGGGUGAGCGGUGGCUCUGGGCGCUCGUCUAGUGUCCACUCUCUGGACAGGCUCAAGUAUAUGUAUCAUAUUCUGACGAAGAAUACUACCGUCACUGACCUGAAUCGCAAUUUAUUAGUGGAGACAAUCCGGUCGAUCACAGAGAUUCUUUUGUGGGGUGAUCAGAAUGACAGCUCUGUAUUUGACUUCUUUUUGGAAAAGAACAUGUUUGUCUUCUUCUUGAACAUAUUACGGCAGAAGUCGGGCCGAUAUGUCUGUGGGCAACUUCUCCAGUCACUGAACAUGUUAUUCGAGAAUAUAAAUCACGAGACUUCUUUGUACUAUCUACUCUCUAAUAACCACGUGAACUCAAUCAUCGUCCACAAAUUUGACUUUUCUGAUGAAGAGAUUAUGGGUUAUUAUAUUUGCUUUCUAAAAACCCUUUCUGUGAAACUUAACAAUCACACAGUUCAUUUCUUUUACAAUGAGCAUACCAACGAUUUUGCUCUAUACACAGAGGCCAUUAAAUUUUUCAACCAUCCAGAGCAUAUGGUCAGAAUUGCAGUGCGUAAUAUUACUUUAAAUAUCUACAAAGUGUCAUUCAACAACCAGCCGAUGUUGCACUAUAUUAGAGAUAAAACAGCCGUGCCCUAUUUUUCCAAUCUGGUUUGGUUCAUUGGAAUACAUGUCAUUGAGCUCGACAAGUGUGUGCAAACUGAUGAAGAACACAGAAACAGGGGUAAUCUAAGCAAUCUGGUAUCACAGCAUUUGGACCAUCUGAACUACCUGAAUGAUAUUCUCAUAAUCAACUGCGAGUUUCUCAACGAUGUCCUCACAGACCAUCUGCUUAACAGACUACUGCUUCCUCUUUAUGUAUAUUCACUGGUAACACAGGAUGAGCCUGGAGAUCGCCCAAGAAUAAGUCGGCAAGUGUCUCUGUAUUUGCUGUCACAGGUCUUUUUAACCAUCCACUAUGCACCUUUAGUCGACUCUCUCGCUGAUGUGAUAUUAAACGGAGACCUUUCAGUGUUUUCAUCUAAAGCAGAGCUUGAUGCUAAGCGAAUUUCUGCAGAAUCUAGUGUCAGAUGCUUUAUAAAACCACAAGAGACACUGGAGAAAUCCCUAGAAAUCAACCGUCAGAGGGGGAAGAAAAAACUGCAAAAGAGGCCCAAUUACAAAAAUGUUGGAGAGGAGGAAGAAGAAGGAGACAAAGGGUCAGAAGAGAUAUCAGAAGAUCCAGACAAGGCUAAGGGUACAGAGAGUAGUUCAAAAGGCACAAAGACAAGCGGAGAAACUGAAGAAAUUGAGAUGGUGAUCAUGGAACGGUCGAAAUCAGCAGAGAAAUCUGCUGUAACAGAAGAAAACACUACAGAUGAAGAAAAAAGUGCAGCUGCAGCUGGAGCGGAGGCCUGUCAGAACAGGCCCUUCCUAGAUAUGGUUUAUAGUAACCUAGAAUGCACUGAAGAUGAUUACUAUACACUUUUUGUCUUGUGUCUUCUUUAUGCAAUGACCCAUAACACUGGUAUAAAUCCCAGCAAGUUGGAAAGGAUCCAACUGUUUGUACAGCCCACACAGGAGAACCGCACCUACAACCAUGUGCUAGCUGAAAGGCUUAUCAGAAUCAUGAGCCAAGCAGCUCAGACAGAUAGUAAAGUCAGACUGUCCACCUUGGAACUUACAUGUGUUCUGCUAAAGCAUCUUGUUUUACAUGACAGUGGCUGCAUUAUAAAAGAUGUUCAUCUUGCUUGCUUAGAGGGUGCAAGAGAAGAAAGCAUACACUUAUUGCGACAUUUCUACAAGGGGGAGGAAAUAUUUCUGGAUAUGUUCGAAGAUGAGUACAGAAGUAUGACCAGCAAACCUUUGAAUGUUGAAUACUUGAUGAUGGAUGAAUCUAUCUUGCUACCACCAACUGGGACACCCCUCACGGGUAUUGAUUUUGUGAAGCGCUUACCUUGCGGUGAUGUGGAAAAAACACGCAGAGCUAUACGUGUCUUUUUUAUGCUGAGGUCCUUGUCGUUACAACUAAGGAAAGAAUUAGAAACUCAGUUACCUUUGACAAGGGAAGAGGAUCUCAUAAAGAUGGACGACGUUUUAGACUUAAAUAACAGUGAUUUAAUUGCGUGCUCAGUCCUUACAAAGGAUGGAGGACAGGCGCAAAGGUUCCUGGCUGUGGAUAUCUAUCAGAUGAGUUUGGUAGAACCGGACAGUAAAAGACUUGGCUGGGGAGUAGUGAAGUUUGCUGGACUGUUACAGGAUAUGCAAGUAACUGGAGUUGAGGAUGACAGCAGAGCAUUAAAUAUCACCAUCCACAAACCAGCUUCAACUCCACAUUCCAAGCCAUUCCCCAUCCUCCAGGCAACAUUUAUCUUCUCUGAUCAUAUCCGCUGUAUCAUAGCAAAGCAGCGGCUGGCAAAGGGUCGCAUACAGGCUCGCCGCAUGAAAAUGCAAAGAAUAUCUGCUCUUUUAGACCUCCCUGUCCAGCCAUCAACAGAAGUCGUGGGGUUUGGACACAGCUCAUCAGCAGCUGCUCAGCAUCUGCCGUUUCGGUUCUAUGAACAGUCACGACGUACAUUGAGUGAUCUUGCCAUGCAACGAUCUGGCUUUGGGUCUGUUGACAAGGUGCCAGGCUUUGCGGUGGCACAGUGUAUAAACCAGCACAGUUCAUCCCCAGCAUCCUCACCAUCCCCUCCUUCCAGUGGCAGCUCCAGCGGAAGCACCGGAGUUUGUGAUUCUGGAACCACCAGCUUAACGUCCACUCCCUCCACACUGCACAGUCCGUCAGGUCUGGCAGGAAAGGAAGACGGCGAGUGUUUAGUCUCUCGGAGGCAGACAGUCACGGCGGACACUGGGUUUAGGCCAUCCAGCGGCAGCUGCCUCAAUGAUGCAUCCGUUUGUGACCAGCCUCAGCUGACUCCAAGCAACCAAGAAGAAAGUGCUGAUGAGGCUCAGGCAGCAGUCUCCAAAAUAAGGAAAAGUUCUUUAAACAAGUCAGACACUGAAAAAACCAACUUGGCUCCCAGUCUGACUCCAGCACCCCAACCAACUAUAUCUUUAAUAUCUGAUGAAAACACAGAUGCGUUGAGCGUGGAAUCCCUGACUCUGGUUCCGCCUGUUGACCCACAAAGUAUUCAUUCGAUCAGUAGCAUUUUACAAGCUCACAUCGAGUCAGAGACCUCUAGUGACAAUGAAGAUGCCACUGGUGUGCCCCCCGACACUGAGCAAGCAGUAAUAAUGGAGACACAGUGAUAUAUCUAUUUUGUAAGAUAUUGAAAGCCAUAAUAAUGACUUGAGCUCAACAUUCAACUACCAUUUGCAGCUCUUUUCUUUUGGACUGAGGAACUGGUUCUUUUUAGCACUGUCCUGAUGUUGUAAAGUCAAUCUUUCUAUAGACAUUCAGAAGAAAUAGCCAUGUACAGAAGUUACCAGCCAGUUGAUGUCCCCAUAAGAACUGCCCUGCGCUGCUUUUCAUGCUUCUGCUUUCUAACCAGAUGUGGGAGAUAUGAGACUUUAUUUAACUUAAAUUAAAGCCACUGGAAUGAUAACGAUUCUUGAUUGUGAUAAUCACAUUGCUUUUUGUGUUGAUUGUUUUGUUACAUUUGUGGUGUCUGUCCCCUUUCCACAGAUGACACUGUCCGGUCUUUGCACUGGCUGUCACUUGAACAUGUUAUUAGCUUUUCCUUGCGUUCAGUUUCAUUUUAAGUUGUUUUUGUCUGGUCUUGGCUGGAGGCUAGGUUCAGUCUUUGGUCAGGGCUUUUAACUUAUGAAACGAGUACAGAUAUACUAAAAUAUCAGCGUGUCACUCAUUAAGUCCUAGUUUCAAGAAUUCCAAGGACACCAAAUACAUAUUCUGCCCUAACUGUCAUUUGAGAGAGACCCUGCCAUUGCUCCAAGACCUACAACAUGGGAACCACUGGCAUAGACUGUUACUGACCAUGGUGGAGCCAUAGUUUAAAGCUUCUUAAACAGAGACCAACAAAGUUCAGCUUAUGUUGCUUUAGACUAUUGUGCCACUCCUUCAUUGGCCAUUUUUGGUCUGUGUAGCCUUUUGCUUUUAUUUAAAAAAUUCGGCUGUAACAUUCAUGUCUUAUAUAUGAAUAAAAGUCAACAGAAACUUGGUUAUUCUAGUCUGCUGAAAAACAAUACACCCAUUAUCCGCAUACAUUCUGCCAUAGCAACAUCUGUACUGUGGGUAUCUAUACCUGUGUAUAGUAUGUUACAAUAUGAUGUUUUAAUAUUGUUAUUUCUGGGGGGGGGCAUCCAGUCUUAAUAAUCAGAUUGACAAAUAAUUAAGAAAAAUGUUUUACUCUUUUGAUUUCAUUUUGUCUAAUGACUAUUGAACAUUGUAAUAAUGACCAGUUCCAGUACACAACAAAAAGCCUCUGACUCUUAUCGACUCUCAUACAGGUCAUAUUUAUUAAUUUUAUGAAUCUAUUCAAAUAUUUUACAAUACUGUUUUUUUCUUUAAAUUAAUGUAUGCUUAUCUAUGACAGCUCCCCUGCAUUAUGUUUUAAUAAGUUCUUUUCCCUUGCUCCAUUGAAUUAGAAUUUAGUUUUCCCGCAUAAAACCCUGUAUUGGAGAAGUGAUUCCAUUGUCAGAUGUAGAGACUGCACAGUAUGGGGGCUAUUUAUCAAAGGUCGAGUUAGUGAGGUUUUUUAAUACCUUGAAUAAACUCAAAUCAGUGAAUUUGGGGUCAAAACCCUGAAUACUCUAAUUUAUCAAGUUUUUGGCGAAAAAAAAAAAACCUCAAAUUGCUCAAAUUAAUCGAGUUUUUGAACAAAACCCACCGAAAAAAACCCGAACAUCAUGAAGGCUACAAACAUCUUCAAAUGGUUCAAGGGACCUCUGCCAUUGACUUCUACAUGACUUUGGUUUUAGCUGGACUAUUUUCAAAAUGAAGCUAUAGUAAUCUUCGGGGUAUAGUAAAUCUUGAAAAAUUAUAUAUUCUUUUAAAAACCUGAAAAAUUUGCUGUUGUUUUUUAACACGAAAAUUCGACUUUUGACACAAAACUACCCUUGAAUUCUUCAGGUAAAAAAACAACUCAACCUUCGAUAAAUAACCCCCUAUGUGUUGCUUAAAGUAAUCUCCUUGAAAGGUCAAUUUAAAAUGCUUUAUGUAGUUCAUAGAACUGUUCUCUGCCCAAGUACAGCAGGCCUGUGCUCUCCAAACAAAUGUUAAUUUAUUGCAUAUUCCCUACGCACACUAUUGCAUACUGGGUUCAUUAUCAGUAUUUCAGUCAUAUUGCAUACAAUUUAAUAAAGCUUUUCACAUUUGCAUUA
Xenopus laevis (African clawed frog) is the source of this 5535-nucleotide messenger RNA. It is a transcript of the gene clec16a.L, whose product is annotated as C-type lectin domain family 16 member A L homeolog. Bases 259 to 3504 code for a protein of 1081 amino acids. Gene Ontology annotation, cellular component: Golgi apparatus; late endosome. Gene Ontology annotation, biological process: endosomal transport; vacuolar transport; regulation of autophagosome maturation. The transcript is spliced from 25 exons. Lineage: Eukaryota; Metazoa; Chordata; Amphibia; Anura; Pipidae. The record is from RefSeq and is a predicted model, not a curated record.